CGAGCGCUAGUGUUGUGUUCGUCUUGGCGCAUGCGCACGUACGUAAAGUGCGCGCACGCUUCGGAGACGUGCGCGUGAAAAAGCAUGCGUGCGCGGGCCCAGCUGUACUGGUCGAUUUGUGUUCCGCGGCGCGUGUUUGUGUGUGGUUUUUUGUGUAGUUUUGUGUCGUGGCGGUUGCUGGUGCGGGCUAAAUGUAGGAUCAGCGCGAGAUGGCCGAUCUCUCUCUGCUGCAGGAUUCACAGGAGGACACGGACGGAUAUGGCUACAGCUCAGAGUCUGACGCCAUUAUAAUCCCCUCAGCUCUGGAUUUUGUGUCUCAGGAUGAGAUGUUGACUCCUCUGGGACGACUUGAUAAAUACAUCAACAGUGAGAACGUCUUUAACAGACAGAUGGUGGCCCGCAGUAUUCUGGACACGCUGCGAGUGAUCAGUGAUGAUGACAGUGAGUGUGUGUGUGUGCUGGAGAGGAUCGAAAGGCUCGCCGAUGACUCUGAGCCGACGGUUCGAGCAGAGCUCAUGGAACAAAUCCCGCACAUUGCGAUAUUCUGUCAGGAGAACCGACCGUCCAUUCCAUUCGCCUUCUCCAAGUACCUCUUACCCAUCGUGGUGAGAUACCUGGCAGACCAGAAUAAUCUGGUUCGUAAGACCAGUCAGGCGGCUCUUCUGGUUCUUCUGGAGCAGGAGCUGAUGGAUCGAGGUGAUGUGGAGGGUCUGGUGUGUCCUGUGCUGGUGGACCUCACUGCUCCUGACAGUAAUGAUGAUGUGAAAACUGAAGCCAUGGCUAUCAUUUGUAAAAUGGCACCGAUGGUUGGGAAGGACAUCACGGAGCGACUCUUUCUGCCCCGCUUCUGUGAGAUGUGCUGCGACUGCCGCAUGUUCCACGUACGCAAGGUUUGUGCUGCAAACUUUGGUGAUAUGUGCAGUGUUGUUGGAGGAGAAGCUACAGAAGAGCUGCUGUUGCCGAGGUUUUUCCAGCUGUGCUCUGAUAAUGUGUGGGGCGUGAGGAAGGCCUGUGCUGAGUGUUUCAUGAGCGUCUCGUCGGCCACAUCUCCAGAAGUGCGGAGGUCGAAGCUCUCUUCUCUCUUCAUCAGUCUGAUCAGCGACCCGUCCCGCUGGGUGCGUCAGGCGGCGUUUCAGUCUUUAGGUCAGUUCAUCUCCACGUUCGCUAGAGCGUGCAGUAACGCGGGUCAGUACUUCAGAGACUCCAGCGGUGAGAGCGACUGGACACACGGCACAAACACAGACGGCGCGUGUGGCAACUCGGCAGAGACGCCCUCUGUCUCACCGCAGGAGAGCUGUGUUUCGCACAAUGCAGGCUGUGAGGAGCAGAGCUGUGAUGACGAUGAUGAUGAUGAUGUAGGGGAGGAGGGUGGAGGUGAGCAAACAGCUGAGGUUCUGUCAGCUGAUGAUGAGUCUGAGUGCCUUCCUGAAGAGACCGAGAAUCCAUCGACAUCACCCGAACCCAACCUCCAGGACAUCCCAGAUCACGAGCUCUUUAACUCAUUCCACUACUGGAGGAUGCCCAUCCCAGAGCUGGACCUGAAUCUGCUGGAGGAGGACAUCCCAGCGUCCACUGCUCCUGCUGCUCCCACUCUGGACAGAAAACAUCUGGAGGAACUCAUUGAGAACCUGGAGCCGCACAUCGAUGAUCCUGAUGUCAAAGCUCAAGUGGACGUCCUGACAGCCGCUCUGAGAGCCACAGUGUUGGAUUCUGGGAUAGCAGGUGCGUUCCUGGAGCCCUGGCUGUCACAAUCGAACCCCUUUAAUUCCCAGCAGCCCCCUGAUCUCCUGUCAGCCAGCACACAGCUGAGUCGUUAUGAUGAGGACUCGGACGCGAGCGACAGUUUGAAUCCUGAAGACGAGCAGAAAUCUAGACAUCAGGAUGUGGUUCCUCAGGCGCUACUGGAUCAGUAUCUGUCCAUGACCGACCCGUCCCGCGCUCAGACUGUAGACAUGGAGAUCGCCAAACACUGCGCUUACAGUCUGCCCGGUGUGGCCCUGACGCUGGGACGCCAGAACUGGCACUGCCUCAGAGACACCUAUGAGACGCUGGCCUCCGACAUGCAGUGGAAGGUCAGGCGGACGCUCGCGUUCUCCAUCCAUGAGCUGGCUCUGAUUCUGGGUGAUCACCUGACAGCCGCUGAUCUGGUGCCUGUGUUCAACAGCUUCCUGAAGGAUCUGGAUGAAGUGCGGAUCGGAGUCCUCAAACAUCUCUACGACUUCCUCAAGCUCUUACAUCAGGACACACGGAGGAAAUAUCUCUACCAGCUGCAGGAGUUUCUAGUGACGGACAACAGCAGAAACUGGAGGUUUCGCUCGGAACUAGCAGAGCAGCUGGUUCUGUUGUUGGAGUUGUACAGCCCUCAAGACGUUCAUGAUUAUCUGAGACCGCUGGCCUUCUGUCUGUGCACAGAUCGUGUCUCAUCUGUUCGCUGGACGUCUUACAGACUGGUGAGUGAGAUUGUCAGGAAACUGUCCACAUGUUCGGCUCUGCUGGGGAAUUUUCUCAGUGAGCUGGUGGAUAAAUUCUGUCAUUCAUCCAAGUGGUCGGGGCGGCAGGCCUUUGCUUUCGUCUGUCAGUUGUCUAUAGAAGAGGAAUGUCUGACUCUGGAUCAGUUCUCAGAACACCUGCUGCCUCCUCUACUGCAGCUGGCGUCUGAUCCCGUUCCCAACGUCCGUGUGCUCCUCGCCAAGACCCUGCGUCAGACGCUGCUGGAGAGAGAAUACUUCCUCAACUCGGCCAACUGUCACCAGGAGGCGCUGGAGCACACGCUGGUCACUCUGCAGACGGAUGUCGACAAGGAUGUGAAAUAUUUCGCCAGCAUUCAUCCAGGGAGCAACCGCCUCAAUGAGGACGCCAUGAGCACCACCUCGUCUACAUACUGAACACACAGGUGUCUCUGAUUGGCCAGAGACUGAGAAAACUUUCCCAGAAUGCACCUCGCUACAGCAGACACUUCUGGGGUUUGUGUGCGCUCUUAUUUGUUAUGCCACAGAAGCCUUAAAACCGUCUUCCUUACAGCAGGAGAUACUUGAAAAGCUGAAGAAGCUGAAGGCGACAGUCCGUUUUCUUCCUCUCCUGAUGGGACCUAACGCCUGUCUGUCUCUCUGUGAGCUUUACAGAGGCACAGACUGUAGCGCAGACGUUUGAUUCUCUGAGAGUCUCAUCAUACUGCAUCAUUACAGUAGUUACAAAGGUGACUUCAUCACGAAUGUCCAUCUGAUCUCAAGGGCUCGAGUCGUGGUUCAUUUUAAUCUCACGUGCAGCACAUUGUUGUACUGAUGGACGUCUCUCAUAUGAAGAGACCCUUGUCUGCAUAGAAACUAAUGUAAACUUUUUUAAAGUGAUGUCACGAGCGGUCUAUUUCUCUGAGAAUGUAAACAUGAUAUUCAACACUUGAAGCCUCAAGUAUUUUAAUGCAAAAAUUAUCUUUCGCUCUUUAUAUGUUCUGUAUAUAUUCUGUUUUGAUCAUGAAUAGCAUCGCUGUUAUUCUCUUAACCUCUCCAGAAUAAAAUUUCACACAAAAUGA
This is a messenger RNA of Triplophysa dalaica, 3529 nucleotides long. RefSeq names its product protein phosphatase 4, regulatory subunit 1 (gene ppp4r1). The transcript is spliced from 20 exons. The record is from RefSeq and is a predicted model, not a curated record. Bases 210 to 2885 code for a protein of 891 amino acids. Gene Ontology annotation, molecular function: protein binding; protein phosphatase regulator activity. Gene Ontology annotation, biological process: protein dephosphorylation. NCBI's taxonomy places the organism in Eukaryota, Metazoa, Chordata, Actinopteri, Cypriniformes, Nemacheilidae.